Cylicocyclus nassatus is the source of this 2577-nucleotide messenger RNA. NCBI's taxonomy places the organism in Eukaryota, Metazoa, Nematoda, Chromadorea, Rhabditida, Strongylidae. The record is from the annotation of a GenBank genome assembly.
AGGAGUAUCUUUAUUGAAGGUAAAAUGGCGGACCUGUCUUGGUUGGGCCUUUCGGAGCAGAAAGUAAAGGAGACGGAGAAGAACACAGCACUAUCCAAGCAGUUGAGUUCAAUUAUCUCUGUGGCGGAGGAAUCGCUGACGAAAGCUGGGAAAUCCAAGGAUGAACUGACAAAACAACAGGGGACCCUGCUGUAUCAGCUCGGCACGAAAGUCAAACCUCAAUGCGCUGAGAAUAUUCCACUCGUCGUCUCUUACAUCAUCGAUGGAGGAAUUAAGAAUGAAGCACAAGUCACUGCAGCCCUCGACUAUCUGCUCGCCAAUGCUGUUCACGAUGUGGAUGUGCCAGCUUUUGAGAAAGCGUGUGGAGUUGGCAUUGUUGUUACCCCUGAUGAAAUCGAGGAUACUGUAUCCGUUGUCAUGGAGAAGUAUAAAGAACAGUUGAAAGCCGACCGUUACACAUUCAAUGUAGGAAAGCUUUUGGGUGAGGUGCGCUCACAAUUACCUUGGGCUGACGGAUCGUAUGUGAAGAAAGAAGUCGACCUCCGAAUUCUUGAGCUGCUCGGUCCGAGAACUGUUGACGAUCUUGUGCCGAAAAAGAAGGUGAAGAGGGAAGAGAAGCCACAGGAGAAGAAGUCCGUCUCCAAAAAGAAAUCUCCAGAGCCUAGGCAAAAUGGCAGUGCCACCAUUCAAGAAAAUGGCUUCCCAGAUGAGGGCGAUGGAGCAGCAACUAUCGAGGAGUUGAUGCGGACUCGAGCACACUUCCAUAAGGUUGGCGAGAACUAUAUGACAGACGGCUAUGUCACCACACCGAAGACCAAAGAAUUGUUGAAAAAACAUGUGGAAGCUACUGGCGGAAAGGUGAUUACCAGGUUUCCACCGGAGCCGAAUGGUGUGCUUCAUAUUGGUCACGCAAAGGCAAUCAACAUCAAUUUCGGGUAUGCCAAGGCUCAUAAUGGUUUGUGUAACUUACGAUUUGAUGAUACAAAUCCUGAGAAGGAAGAAGAGAAGUUCUUCACUGCGAUUGAGGAUAUGGUCCACUGGUUAGGCUACACUCCUGCUAGAAUUACCCACUCUUCUGAUAACUUCCAGCAACUGUAUGAAUGGGCCGUAGAACUAAUCAAGAGAGGACAUGCUUACGUUUGCCACCAGAAAGUGGAGGAUAUCCGAGGGUUUGACGUUCAGUUAUCACCAUGGCGGGAUAGGCCUAUCGAAGAAUCGUUACAGUUGUUUGAGGAUAUGAAGAAUGGCAAAUUCGAUGAGGGAGAAGCUACUCUGCGGUUGAAAAUGACGCUGGAGGAAGGAAAGGUGGAUCCAGUGGCUUACCGUAUCAAAUAUGUCCCUCAUCACAGGACCGGCAAUAAAUGGUGCAUCUAUCCGACCUACGAUUACACUCAUUGCCUUUGUGAUUCUAUAGAAAAUAUCACGCAUUCGUUGUGUACGAAAGAGUUCCAAUCAAGGCGAAGCUCAUACUAUGCCCUUUGCAAUAUGUUGGAUAUCUAUUGUCCCGUGCAGUGGGAGUACGGUAGGCUGAACGUGUACUACACCGUCGUCUCAAAGAGGAAGAUCCAGAAGUUGAUCAGUUCGAAGAUAGUGAAUGAUUGGGAUGACCCACGAUUGUUCACCCUGACCGCACUUCGACGUCGUGGCAUACCGCCUGAGGCCAUCAAUGCUUUUGUGGCAAAACUAGGAUUGACGAUGACUCAAAUGGUUAUUGACCCCCAUGUGCUUGACGCUACUGUUCGAGAUCAUCUUAAUGUUACUGCUCCUAGGACAAUGGCUGUCUUGGAAGGCUUAAAAAUGACGAUCAAAAACUUUGAUGAGAUGAACUUACCGUCAACAGUUACUGUGCCCGAUUUUCCAUCAGAUCCUCAAUGCAGUAAAAACCAUGAAGUUGCGUUCGAUCGUGUUGUCUAUAUAGAGAGAUCGGAUUAUAGGCAGGGCCAAUGCGAAAAGGGCUUCCGUAGAUUAACAAAGGAACAGCCGGUUGGACUGAAAUAUAUUGGAAUCGUGCUAAAUGUGAUUGAAGAGAUUACGGAUUCGUCAAACAAUGUUGUUGAACUCGUCGUUGAAGCUUCAUCGCUAACCGAACAGAACAAACCGAAAGCGUUUGUCCAUUGGGUCUGCCGUCCGACCACUGCCGAAGUACGAUUGUAUGACCGAUUAUUCAAAAGCAAAAAUCCAGAAGAUCCGAAUGAAGUGCCGGGAGGAUUUUUGACAGAUAUCAAUGAGGACUCACUGACCGUGCUUUUCAAUGUGUUGAUCGACAAGUCCAUUGCAAACUCCAAGGUCUACGAUCGCUACCAGUUUGAACGGGUUGGCUACUUCAGUGUGGAUCAGGAUAGCGAACCUGGGAAGCUUGUCUUCAAUCGAACCGUGCUACUGAAGGAGGAUGCUGGAAAGAAUUAGUCUCUGGACGUUACCCGUUUUGUUAUGCUCUAAGUCAACCCCAUUUGUUGAACCGUGCUCUUUGUUUUUUGGGCAAUUUUCUAGGUGAUUGUGUGUGUUUUGCAUUUAUGCAUGGGUAUAUCGACGUUUUGUUACGAAUAAAUUUUGCUCUAUAAUUUCUUAGAGAAUGUC